AAGCGCAAUUAACUUGGCGCUCAUCAAACAAUUAUUAACUUAGUUAUUAGUAAUCUACAGUAAUUAAUUGAUGGGACUUUGUAAAUAUUGCACCAGGGACUGAAAAAAACCGGUGCACUGCUUAAAAACGGGCACACCGAAGCGCGGGCUCUAUACACGCUUUGGCAUUUUUGCACCUCGGCAUUACGUUCACUUUAAUUGCAGCGGCAUCAUUUUUGCUUGAUUUCGAAGAGUUUUUUUUUUGUGAAAAAGAGAAAUAAGUGUUUGGCUUGGUGCGUCUUAUGGGUAUAUGCCCGGUCCGCUGAACCACCCCAUAAGUUUUGUCACAGUUCGCGGAGUCUAUUUGAUGAACCGAGUGGCAUCUGAGAAUUCGCAAAUCGGCCGACGCACAUGAAAAGUGUAUCAUGGAGGACAUAGAAUAUCUGGACGAGUACAAAGACUUGGUGCUGCCAGGGAUGAAAACGGGAGCUCCGCCAGCUUCCUCGUCCGGCAUCUCCCGUCCGCGUCGCAUUUCGUCAGACUCGAGCAACUCGUCGUCGAUCGAUGCGGACAUCUUUCAGAAGCUCUUCCACGGCAAGUACGACGAUGACGAUCUGCUUAACGAGGGUUCUAGCUCCAGGUCCAAGGACCGGCGUCGUCGAUCCCCAACCCCAUACUCCUCCAGUGACGAGUCUAACGAUGCCCUGGAAGCCCUGUUCAGCCGGAAGAGCAGCAAGUCGAAGCCAAACAAGCGACGCGAACGCUACUCGUCCUUCGAUUCGGUGGACGAUUUGGGCGAAGCCCUGAUGCGUCCCUCGCAAAGGUUGACUGUACCCAAGCCCAGUACUUCCCAGGCAAGUGGCAGAAAGUCCCACGGUGAAGCCCCACACAGGAGCGGCAGCAAUAGCAGCAGCAGCCACAUUGGCAAGUCAACCGGCAGCAAAACAUUGCCAGCUCCUACAAGCAAACCUGCUGCUAGUCCUGCUCUAAGUGCUAAGAACCAAAAUUCCGGCCCAUCAGCAUCUAAACCGUCGGGCUCUGUAAAUGGCAGAGGCCUGUCACCCGCCAAAAGCAAGACAGUGACCAUAAUAAAGGCCCAAAAGACUGAUCUAACGCCUUCGCAGCACGAACCCAAAACUGAUCCUUUGACUUUGGGGGACUACUAUGAGGAUUCAGACAGCGAUUCGUCGUACGAAUACGAAUCUGACUUCUACGGUGAUCAGGACUCAGAGGACGAGGACGCCGAACCGGUCAUCGACAUAUCAACGGACACGAGCAGGACCACUUCGGUGGCGGACACCGUGACACCUGUUGUUUCCGACGACGAGGGCCAGGAGCCGCAGAGUAAGGAGAAUGAGCUUCCUGACAAUGAUCAGGAGUCGGUACUGAACGGUGUCAAUGAGCGCCUGCAGUCGUACUUGAAUAAUCUCAGUUGCGCCGAGGCGCCGCCAAUCUAUAAGAAACAGAGUAGUGCUAGGAAAUCCCGCUCCAACGAAAAGAAACCCUCUUCCUCCGAACAGGUUAAGCAUGCUAAUGAGCGACCAGCGGCCAGUGACAAAGAGGAGGCAGAGGAAAAGGAGCGGGAGCUGGUGCCACCGGAGGCCAGCAGUAGUGCCAAAUCCUCGGCCUGUAAGGUCAGCGGCAGUCGCAAGCUAAGUGCCGUAGAUGAGAGCGUCACGCUCGAGGCGCUGGAGCGUAUGAGCCUCGACCUGGCCGAACAAAUCUUGGAAAUCGAUGUUGAGCGCUCUAACGAGUACGAAAAACGCUCCGGCUCCAAAACGCGUAGCAGAUCCAGAUCCAAUAUCCCUACGGAUUCUGGCCCGACCUCUAGCCUGACCAAGAGCCACGUGCGAAAGCUCACCUACUCCAGCGAACGGUUGGAAAACUGUGAGCCCUCAGGAAGCAAGCUGCGGCGGUCAAAGAGCGAAUCCUUUCCAAAGCAAGGACGCGGCCGGGGACAAAAGCAUCGUAAAAGUCGAGCUGCAACCACUGAGGAAAAGCUGCAGAAUGCGUGUGAAGGGGAGCAAGACUCUGUCAAAAGAAAACGUGGAAGGCCCCGCAAAAAGGUUCCAAAUGCGGAGAACUCAAAAGCUGAAACUAGCAAAAAUACCGGCGAAAACUUGGAGCAGGAUUCUGUUUUAGUAAAAACGAGUGAAGCAGUAGCGGAAAAGCAGACUGUAAGUCUGGAAGAGCAGAAGGCAUUUGAACAGGAUGAACAAAAUGGAGAGUUAGAUAAAGCCAAAGAGUUAACAGGAAUUGACAAUAUAUCCCAGAAUGAUACCAUUAUGACUUCUUGUGCCCACGAACCGGAUCUCAAAAGUGCUCCGGACAGGGAUGUGCAGCUGGAUGAAGAGUCUGCACGAAAUCUCGAAAAGGAAGCGCUUCCUUUACUGGACACAUCAACGGAGUCGUUUGAUACCGCAGAGGACUACAGUAAAAUAAACAUUGAUAAGGAAUUAAUUCCAGGAACCGAAGAAACUCAAAAAGAUUCAACCGCCCAAGCAUUUGCGCAACCCAAUUUCGAUGAAAUUAAGGAACUGGCUAAAAUACAAAAUGCAAUUGAAGCUAUUGAUGAAAUCGGAUUACCGGAUGUGCUCGCCAAUGCAAAUGUGGAGGCAAUUGAGGCAAAAGGCAAUAUUCUUGAGGAAAGCGAUUCACAGCUGGCUGAGGACAUUAAGUUGGCUGAAGAGAUCUUGGCCGCUGAAGUGGGUAAAAGACCUGAAGUAACUGAGGAAUCAGUGACAGGACAAGGUGAACAAAACCCUGUAAUUGAAAUUGUCAAGGAGCUGGAGCAGGAAACUAUUCAAGAGGUCGUGGCAGCUAAAGAGCACAGUCAGCCUGAAGAAAUAGCUCCUUUAGAUAUUGAACCAUGUCCAGUUGAAAAACCGUCACAAGUUGGAGAAGUUCUUCUUCAGCAUGAGUCUGUUGCUUCUACCGAAGAAGAGCCACCGGCUGAAGAGCAGUCUCUUGAUAAAGAGCUGUCUCCUGCCAAAGAGCAGACGUCUGCACAAGAGGUUAAAUCUGCUGCGGAAGAGCAGGAUCAAGCACCUGCAGAAGAGUCCUUGUCAUGUUCCGAAGUUCCUACUAGCCUAGUAACACCAACCAAGAAACGAAAUCAUUUUUCGCCAGCCAACACGCCCAGUAAAUCCAAAGAGCUCGAAUCUAAGGAAUCUUCAGUUUCCAAAAGAGCUUUAAGGUCCGAUAAACAAACUCCUAUUAAGCUGAGGGAAAGUCGCUCCCAGCGGCCGCUUAAGACAGAACUUACGCAACUUAUGGAUGAGACAUCGAGGCGUUGUAGUCCGAGACUAGGAAGAUCUCCGGCGGAAAGCCAGUCCUCCCAAGAACGCUCGACGGUGGAAAAAAAAGUGAUCUCUUCCAAGUUGGCCGACGAAAAGUUAUUUACAGAUAACAAUGCUUUAGAAGGCGAACCGUUACCAGCUGAUACUAAAACUAAGGAUUUUAAAGAUACUCAACUAACUGAAGGUGCUCCAGUUGAAGAUGCUUCCAAAUUGACAAAACAAUCGAGCUCCAGUGAGACUGAAAUGAAAAAGGUUAUGGGUAGGGGAAGGCCAUCGAAGUCAAAAAAAUCCCGAAAGAGUCGUGGAGCAGAUACGAAUAAAGCUACUCCCGAUUUGAACGAAGAGCUUCCUUCUACUUCAAAGUGUGCUGAAGAAUUGCCAACCUCAAGCGAGUCAGAGCUUAAAGACGCGAAGGAGGAAAACCUCUUACCUCCAGACCCACCAGUAAAUGAUAGCAAAUCGCUUUCGGAAGACAAACCGAAUCCAGCUGAUAGUGAUGCAAAGGAUAUAAAGGAUACUAAAAUAACUGAAGGCAAACCGUGUUCAGCUGUUACUGAAUCUAUGGAUUUAAAGAAUACCAAAAUAACUGAAUGUGCUGCAGUUGAAGAUGCUUCCAAAUUGACAAAACAAUCGAGCUCCAGUGAGACUGAAUUGAAAAAGGUGAUGGGUAGGCCACGGAAGUCGAAAAAAUUCCGAAGGACUCGUGUAGCAGAAAAAAAUCAAGCUACUGCCGACUUGAACGAUGAAAUUCCAGCUUCUUCAAAGUGUGCUGAAGAAUUUUCAACCUCAAGCGAGUCGGAGCAGAAAGAUGAGAGUGAGAAAAAUGACUCAGCGCAUGUUGAGGAAAAACCUUUUACUCCCAAAAAAUUCCGUAGAGCGUUAAAAGAAAAAGAAAAACUCGAAAGCAAAAUCCCCACACACCACCUAGCUGAGCCCGAUCAGAAUCCUGCCACGACAAGUAGCAGUGAAACUGAGGUGAAGUUAGAAACUCAGCAAAGUGAUUCUGUCAACAAUAAAGAGGAGCGAGCCUCUGGCAGGUUGAGUCGUAGAGACAAGGCAAUCUUAGAUGCAGCCAAACCCCAAGAAUCGUCUUCUGCCAAAUCUCAUUCUUCCAGUGCAAGAGUUCUUUCAAAGGAAAAGCCUUCCAAAAAGGAUCGAACUGAAGAUCAGUCAGAUACUAGCCAAGUCGCCAAGGAAAAAAUAGAAAAAGAGAAGGAAAAUAUUAGUAAAGAAAAUCUGAAAGCGUCACCCAACCAAAUGACAGUUGCAAUCAAAGAGAAUCUGACUCUGAGAAAAAAUCUGUUGAGUCCAGUGCGGAUCCAGAACCAAUUCCAAGAGAACCUGUCUCAGGAUUCAGCGAAAAUCAAGGAUUCUACGGAAAAACAAAGGAGUGAUAAUAAAAACGCCAAAGAGAACGUCAUUGAAUCCGAUAAAGAAGUGUGUUCAGUGUUAAACACGGAAGCAGUUAAACCCGCAGCUGCAGAAAAGGACUCAGACACAAUUGCAAACGACUCGUCACAGAAUUCAGCUAAGUCCAAGGUUUCCAGGCAAUUAAAUAGGAGCAGGAGUAAGAUAGAUGAUAAGAAACCCAAAGAGAACAUUUCUAAAGAGGCGGGCUCACACUUAAUUACAGAAACAGUUUCAACUACAUCAUCCGUGGAAAAGGAUUUUGUAAAUUUGGAAGACAAACCUCAAGUCUCUGGAAUAGAAAGUAAAAGAAUCAGAAAACGUAGACAAGCCAUAACCGUUGAGGAUUCAGAAGAUAGUAAACUUACCAAGAAUACCGAACUUGACGAAAAAGAAACACCUGAUGUUCCUAAUUCUUGUGAGAAAGAUCCCUCAACAGUAAUAUUUACAUCCCAACCUAGUUAUUCUAAAUUGAAAAUACCAACGAAAACUUACCUAGCGAGUAAAAGAAACAAAGCACCGUCCCAGCCGACUUCUGAGACUUUGGAAAUUGUUCAAAAACCAACCGAAUCUGAACCAACCAACCAAUCUGAAGUUAAAUCUACCAGUAAUAAAGGAAACUCAACCGGUACAGCACCUGAACAAUCUACCACCAGCAGUUUGGAAUCGAUUUCAGAGCAUUUGAUUCCAGCCGAAACAUCAGAAAAUUCGGAGACCACUCCCACGACUAGCAUUUCGCCUGCAAUAAGUGAUCAAACCAAAAAUGCCCGCGUUAUAACUAAAGGAUCUUCGAAAUCCAAUCGUAACGUUCCCAAGGAAGCUGGAAAACCGGACAACAAUUCAGAGAAAAGUCAAAAAUCCUUUGCCAAAUCUCUGACCUUAACAAACCAAAGAAAACUUGAUACUACCUCAAUAUCCUGCCGCAAGCUUCGCGUUUUGAUAAAGAGAACUCCCACUUCCAACUGGCCCAAAAGCACAAAGAAAUCAUCCGUCUUAAAAACUCCAACCAAAAUGAAGCGUUUCAAAAAAAUUCUUGAAAGCACAGAAAAAACUCCAUCUCCAGAGAAAUGUGAUAUUGAUCCGUCAUGUUCCUCAGUUAGCACUCAGGCUGAGUCAAAUCCUGAUCCAGUUUUGGUUGCGGCUUCUGUUUCGGAGUCUGACUCCAUUUCUGAACCCCAGCAAAUCCUAAAUGAAGAAGUUCCCAAGGGAUCCCCUAAGAAAUCUGCUGACGUUACUGAGAGUGAACCAAAGGAGAUCUUAGAAUCAGAUCAGGAGAAAGUAUCUAAAGACGAAGAAACUUGUGCCGAAGUUGAUAAAACUAUCACAAAAUGUUCUUCCAAGGACGCCUUAACAAUCGAGGGAACCGAUAGUGUCUCUGAUGUUCAGGAAUCAAAGGAUGAGACAUCGAAAUCUAAUUCAAUAACUAUGCGACUCCCUCCCACCAAAAAAAUAACUAAUGUAGAAUCAGUUGUAUCUGAGCCUGAAACUGAAGAACCCGCUCACAGCCCAAUCCCAGACUCUGCGGAAACAACUAGUGUCACGGACGAACCCGAGGCCAGCACGUCGUCAAGCAUGGUGAAGCGCAGCUUGCGCAAGCGGGAAGCGGAUACCUCCCAACCAGAUGAAGCGGCCAAACGAAAGCAACAACAACAACAACAGCGGGAGAAGUCGGCCAUUGACAAACAGGAACCUGCAAAAUCAGCUCGCCGUCGUAAUGUAUUGGAUGAAGAAGAGCGUCCUGCGUUUAAACGCUCAAAAAUGGAACCAGAGGCGAAGCCCAAUGAGAAGCGCCAAUUCAUCUCUAUUAUAGGUAAUGAAACCAUAAUGUCGUCCACGACAGCGCCCUUAAAAGAAGCCAAAAGCGAGCCGCCCAUGGCUUCAUCAGCUGUAAAGAAGUCGGCAGUAAAGGCGUCAAAACAAUCGUUGGUCACAAAGCAUAUCAUCAUAGCACCACCUGCCAAGAAGCUGUUGAACCCAGGGAGUCCAACUCCGGCGACCAAGAAACCUAUGGUGCAGACACUGCUGAGUUCCACUCUCAGUCUGCACAAGCCACUGUCGGCAGAGGAUAGUUCUUCUACGCCCACGAGAAAAGUACUGAACAAGUCGGAAACAGAAAAAGACAAGGCUAGCGAUCAGGCAAUCCUUAGCAGUACCUCCUCCGUUGUGGUCACGAAGAAGUCCUUGCCAGAUGCUAAGAAAACUGAAUCUCUCAAGGAGGAUGGAUCGUCGGCUGCUCUAAGAAAGGUUAACAUAUCUGUUUCCGUGGUGCCUUCGAAGGAAACAGCAGCAGAAACAUCGAAAACUCCUGCUCCCACUCCUGAAACAUCACCCAUUUUGCCUCGAAAGGACACAGCUGGAGGCGCAGAAGAUGGCCAGAAAACUGAGACCAAUAAGAAAGUGGAGGUCAAUAAGAAGGAUGUGGUCAUCAAGAAAGUGGAGGGCAACAAAAAAGCGGAGGCCAACAAGAAAGCGGGUGCCAAUAAGAAAGUGGAUGCUAUUAAGAAAGUGGAGGUCAACAAGAAGGACGAGGUCAUUAAGAAAGUGGAGGUCAUAAAGAAAGUCGAGGCCAAUAAAAAAGUGGAGCCCAAAAAAAAAGUGGAGCAAAAGAAAAAGACAACAUCACAAGCCACUCUAAAUGAAACCCUAGAGUUAGAGGAAACCGCUGAAACAGCAAAGAAAUUAGUUUCUUCAGAUGUGACUGGACGAAAACCACUUCCACAAUCGGAGCUCCAAAAAAAACCCGAAAGCAGAAAGUCGGAGGGAUCAUUAACAGAACUUAAUCCCCGCAAAGCUGCGCCUCAAGUCAACCGAUCCAAGAAAAUCGAGGCCAGAAAAUCAGAGGGAGCUGCUCUAGCUUCGGUUGCCCGGAAACCGCUUCCUCAAGUAGAAGUCCCCAAAAAAACCGAAACGCCGAGUUCGGAAGAUGCUUCUGGAGAUGUUGUCGGGGAUGUUGCCAAGACAGUCGAAGCUGAGGUAAUCGAAACAUGGGUAGGCGGACGCGUGGCAGCCAAAAAAAACCAAACAGGAGCAGCGCAAGUCAAGAGGCAAGCCUGGGCUACCCGAUACUGCUUCUGACCAAGGGAUUCCUCUCGCGAAGACAGUGCGCGUAAGCCCCGACUGGAUAGACAAGAUGAAAAUGUGACAGUGACCCAACGCAAGUUUGCCCUCGGCAAGUCGGUUCACAUGACUCGAGCUGCCAGCAGCAAUAGAUCAUUGGCUGCCACUCCAACGCCCGCGUUUGGAAGGCAGCGCAAUGCUUCUAAAGAGCGCUUUGAACCUGUUGCAGACCAGCAGAGACCGCAGCCUCUGACCCAGAGCUCACAUGGCGGACGAAAACGGCGCAUGCCACUCGCUUUAAAAAGAAAGGCGGAGGAACCUGCGGAAGCCACAGAAGUCGUUGAUCCCAAGCGACCCAGGGAGUUGCAGGAGGAGGAUCUGCAACGGCAAGAAGAUCCUGCCCAGGAGACAGCGACCGUGGCCUUCCCAGUGAAAAUAACAGCUGCUUUGGCCGAUCCUUUGGCGGUUCCUUCUGCAGUUAAAGUGGCUCCACCAAAUCCUAAGCUACGCAAAGUUCGCGUGAAAAUCAAUCGGCGAACCGUCAACAAAUGGCUACAGGAGACACGAGAGAAAAAGAGCCGCGAGAAAGAAGCUGCCGCUGUCUCUGAGAUAAUACCACCACCUCCACCUGCACCACAACCGGAAGUGACCUCGGAAACGGAUCAGCGGCAGAGUCAAUGUCCGAGUCGAUGUUGCCACCACAGACAGAGCCGGUGGCUAUACUCGAGGCAGUGCCCGAAUUCCCAGCCUGCACCUAAUCCUCCAGCUCCAGACCCAGAAUUGCCAGUAAGAAAAAGCCCAACUCAGCUCGCUCCCCAAUCAGCUCAUGUUCCAUCGGCAGCUCCUGCUCUCCUUGCCCCCUCUGCCGAAGCCCCGCCGGUAAUCCUGCCAGCCAAGGCAACCGUGAAGACAGCUAUAUAUCCACUACCAGAACCACAUCUUCCCGACAAUCCAACAAUGCCGACCAGUGCGCAGAAGUUGGCCAACCAGCGAAGGGUGCAGAUGUUUCACGUCAAGUCAAUGCCACUUCCAGUGCCAAUUCCGGAGGUGAAGUCGGAGCCAGAAGAUGAUCCUCCGGAGGCAAUGGAGGAAGAUCCCCUUGCGGUAUUGCCCAUCGAUGGUGCUGCGCCAGUAGCACGUCAGCCACCGGCAGUGAUUGAGAACAUUGGCCCUCAACUCAUCCAAAUCGACAACUUGGGAGCUUCUGGUUCCUCUGGCCCGAGUGCCUCUCAUUCAAUUCCAUCGGCCAGUGCCCCCAGCAGUAAUCCCAAUGCCAUUGGCCAAACCAAGAUGUUCUCCUUCUACCCAAAGCGCUAUAAGCGUUCCUACGACGACGUGGGUCUGGACUUCUGCUGCCCAAAUCUGGACGGACCGAUGCGGGCCAUUGACUUCACGCGUUUGCAUUCGACGGCUGAGGUGCCGGUGCUGGAGGUGCCGCAAUUCCUGGUCAUCACCACCAAGUUCAUCUCCAAGACGGAUAAGAAUAUGCCGAGCAAGGUGCGGGCUAAGUUGGAAUUGCUGGGCAGAACUAAGAACCAUGAAUCCAGGGAGCCAAUUUUUUCGACUUCCGAUCCGGCUUCUGGAGAAGAUGCUCCCGUUAGCGCUCUUGUUGGUACUGUUACCUCAGCGCCUAAUUCGAUCAUCCCGAGUCUGCCUUCUGCCGGUCCUGUUGACUUGGCCCUGCCUCCGCCUGCUGUCCCACCGACUGCAGCUUCCUGCAGCAUUCCCAUUGCUCCCUCCAUCGCCACUCCUGCAGUAGUUGCGUCUCCAGCCGUCUUGGAUUCCCUGACCAAACAGUUGCCACGUGGCACCACGCUGACCAAGAAGGUUCUGCCACCAGGGGCAGCCAUCCCGCCAACAGCCAGCUCCUCGAUGGUGGCCAGUCUGCCGCCGUCCCUCAUCCAGUUGCCACCGAUCUGUCCAACGGACAAGCAGCGCGUGGAGCUGCAGACACGGGUGCAGGUGUUUGACAUGGUGCUCCAGGUACUCAGCCGGCGAGUAGCCACCUUGACUGUGGCCGAGAGACAGCGCACCAUCGAGGAGAUCGUGAGGACCAGCUCGGUGAUGGCCAUCGACGUGGAUGUGGGCACCAAGCUGUUGGAGAACUACGUGCGUUAUUUGAACAAGGCCACCAACACGACAACGCCGUUGCCGCCGGUCCGGUACAACGCGGUUGUCACGCCGACGACUUCUGUCGUCGCUGCGCCAGCAAAUCCCUCGAAUUCAGUCGCCGCUAGCAGCUCGAUGCUUUCCACCCCGGACUCCGCCACGCCCACCCAGGCAACCAAGAAGUCCGUGCAGCAUGUUCAGCAGCGCAGUUCCCUCCCCGCCAGCAUUCCCCUUUUCGAUGCCGAGAAGAACAUCAUUGGCUUCCAGUGUCCCACCCGGAAAGCAAAAGGCGUCACACCAACUGCAGGGCACAGGCCUUCUCCCGCUGCCACCAGCACUCCGCUGGGCGCCUCCACGUCCUCAGCAGCAGCAGCGGCUGCUAAGGUGCCGCCACGAAGCUCGCUGGGAGCCAGGAAAAUUUCUGGAGAAAAUCCAAGCCAGAUUGUCAACUUGAAUACAACAGUCUCAAUGUCCAUGCCAGCACCAAAAGUAGCCAAAAAGAGGACAGCUCCUGGACCAAUACUGCCGAUUAAUCCCCCGUCAGCAGUGGAGAAACCAGUGCUCUGCAAGAAGAAGAUCACGCCGGUGAGGACAAUCACUCAACCAAUGCUACGCGCUCCGGCCAAACCCAAAGCAACUCCAGGAACAGCUCCAGGUGUAGCUCCCGUUGCCGAUUCUCUGGGCCCCGCCGGAAUGAGUCUCAGCAGCACCACCAAUCCGAAUGUGUUUAUCAUCAACCAGGCCUCGCAGCCGGAGGAAAGCAUUCUGCCCGACUCAAACAAUACCGUGGCGCCCAUGGAGACGGAGAUCAAGGGCGAACUGGACGACUCUUCGGAGGUUAUUAUCUAGUGGGGCAAAGACUAUAAUCCAGUUGGAAAGUAUUCUAAGUUACUUUAACACAGUUAAUUAAGCAGAGUUAAUUAUUUCGUUGAACGCAAAAACAGAAUUGUGUAAUUCUAUAUGAAGAAUUUGUUAAACCUUUCACACCAUCCGGUAAUUUUUCGGAAAAUAAAUGGAUUAAUACUGUAAUCAA
Molecule: messenger RNA, 10884 nt
Organism: Drosophila gunungcola (fruit fly)
Lineage: Eukaryota; Metazoa; Arthropoda; Insecta; Diptera; Drosophilidae
Gene: Su(var)2-HP2
Product: titin
Source: RefSeq, a predicted model, not a curated record